Messenger RNA from Acaulospora morrowiae, 505 nucleotides. The record is from the annotation of a GenBank genome assembly. Lineage: Eukaryota; Fungi; Glomeromycota; Glomeromycetes; Diversisporales; Acaulosporaceae.
AUCGCUUGAAUUGUUUCCAUCUGGAUUUAAUUGGAAUUAUAACAAUGCCACUGGACUAUAUGAGGCAUAUCAAGUUGGAGUUUAUCCUAUAGGCGUCGACCCGGCUUGGCACGGUACCGAUAAUUAUUUGGUGUUCACCAAUUCAUAUAAGAUGAAGAUGUCUGUAAUUUUGGGUGUCCUCCAAACGGACCGUGGUCCUCCGGGAUUACUGAAUAUGUUGAUAUACAUGUUUUUGCAGCCUGGAACUGUUGCAGAAAAAGAUGAAUUAUAUACUGGUCAAGGACCCGUUCAAGCCACACUCCUCGCUAUUGCUCUGAUAUGCGUGCCAUUCAUGUUACUUGCGAAACCAUUAAUUUUGAGGCAUGAAUAUAAGAAAAUUCGUGCUCAAGGUUACCAUAAUCCUCAGACUGAUACCACUCGCGUUUCAACUGAUGAGAACAAUGAAUAUGGUGGUGCCGUUGUUGCAGAAGAGAUGCAUGAAGAAGAGGAGUUUGAUUUCAGUGAA